Caenorhabditis elegans is the source of this 1215-nucleotide messenger RNA. RefSeq names its product Serpentine Receptor, class T (gene srh-30). The transcript has 6 exons. NCBI's taxonomy places the organism in Eukaryota, Metazoa, Nematoda, Chromadorea, Rhabditida, Rhabditidae. Bases 58 to 1080 code for a protein of 340 amino acids. The record is from RefSeq and is marked reviewed.
AGCUGUGGUAAUAUAAAAGCCAGGAACUGCGCCAGUUGGCUAGAAAUAACUAGAAAUAUGAAUUUGAUCAAUGCUAAUUCUUCGGAUUUAAAGAAUAUCUAUUCCACUUAUAUUACUAUCCUAAAUUUUAUUCCGAUAGUCACAGUUCCAAUUUAUGCGGAAGCAAUUUACUGUAUUAUUAAGAGAAGUCCACAAUUUCAAAAACUUUAUACAUGUAUUCUAACUGCACAUAUUCUCGGAUGUCUUGUUGAAGAGUUCUACGGGUUUCAACUAUUCCGCCCAAUGGUGUUCGUUCCCGUGAUUGGAGUUUAUGCAGAUGGCAUUCUCUCCUGGCUGGGAGUUCAUCCUUUCAUACAGCUAUACGGGAUGAUGCUCUCUGUCCAAAUCAAUUUGGGAAUUCUUACACAUAUCACAUUUUAUCGAAUGAAAAUAAUUAUCCCAAUGUCGUUUCGAUACUAUACAAGAUGUAUUCAGUUUGGAAUUUUGAGUACUGUAGCGAUGUAUACUGGCGCAGUGUUAACAGUCAAUAUUCUUUUUUUCACAAUAGAAAAUCAACAAAAUGCAAAGAGUUUUUAUGCGAAUUCCAACACCAUUCCAGAUAUGCUAUGGUCUGAGAAGUAUAUAGUAUCAUCUCCAAGAAACCCCUAUUACAACUCUUUUCUAAUUGGUGCGGCUAUGUGUAUAGGAUUUUAUAUAUUACUUUGCAUUAUUAUUCCUUCGAUAUGUUAUGCUGUCCUGCAUCGAACCAAAGACUCAUUAUCAGAAAAAGUGAUAAAGGCUCAGAGAGCGUACUUGCGCACUAUAUUACUGCAGGUCUUGGUUAUGGUUGUAUGUGUUAUAAUGCCGUUUUCCGUCUUUUUUGCAGGAGCAGCAAAUUUGAUUACGGAUCCAAGGAUAAUCCCAGCAUCUCUUAUAUUCGGCUUAUGUCAUGGAGCAGCUACCACGCUAGUUCACCUGUUAUCCAACAAGCCAUUUCGCAGCACGAUGAAAGCACAGCUGUUAUGGGUCAUAAACUGUGUGACGUGUUCUCGACACUCAUCAAGCAACAAAGUGCAUACACUGUCUUCAAUUGUUCAAUAACUUGAAAAAUCAAAUGACAAAAAAAAACGCACAUUCAAUUCUCAUUUAUUUGUUUGUUUCAUCACUUUUUCUCCACCCUCACUUUUCCGCAACGAUGAAGACGAUUUACAAUCCACGUUAUCCCAAUAAAAACUU